UUUCAGAUCCAUGAUGUGGCUGUGGACAUCUUCUCUGAACUUUGUCCUAGCAAUCCUUCAACUGGGCUUCAACCUUCUUGUGUUGAUCGCGGUAGCCUCGGAUCGCCGUCUACACACAAACAUUCAUCUGUUAUCGACAAGCCUUUGGGUUUGCAACAGUAUCACCGCAAUUGUCACAAUAUUCUUCUCCCUGAAUCCAUCACAGUGUCUUGAAGUUCCGUGUUUUCAACAUCAACAGCUGCCAAAACAGCUAGUCGACAUGAAGUCUCGUUCGUUCGCUGAAUUGGAAAAAUUUCCGGCUUUGACGACUGCUAUUUUGUUGAACUCGACUAUUAGCUUGCUGACCUUGCUGACAAUUGGAUUUGUGCACGCGCUCGCGCGACACAACUAUCAUCUAUCGAGGUCUCAAUUAUCUCGAUUAAUCGGCUCAACAUGGCUUCUCGUAACGUUACUGCUUCUAUCCGACUUUUUCCUAAUCCGCCUCUCGAGAUCUUUUGUGUUAGCAGUGCCUUUUCAUCUUGCUCUUCUAUCCGUAUUCCUUGUGCUCAAUUUGAUUAUUCAUCCGCUCAAUCUCAUCCAGCUAAUCAUAUCACAACGUCUUAAUCCAGAGGAAAAUAGUCAAACAGUACGGUUAAAGAAGGACUGCGCAACAGCGUCACUAUGGUUGCUGUUGAAUAGUUUAUCAUUUAUUAUAAUUUUUAUGAUGGUUGCCUGGGAGUCCAAGGAAAAGGACCAGUAUAACUCAAUUAUGGGGAUUGAAGUUGCGGCAUUCUCUGUUCAUUGUGUCGCAAAUCCAUUGAUAGCUGUGAUCCGAGAUAGACAGUUAGAACGAAGUCUUUCCAGAAUAAUAAUGCGAAAUAAAAGACCACGAACAAAUCACGAAGAAGAUCUAAUUAUUGCACUGAUGCGUGAUCCCCCACCGCCAUACACCGAGUAACUGUCCUGAGAACAGUAAUUUAAUUUCAUCUUCCGGUUAGAAUUGUGAAAACUUGUAGUAAUAUUGCAGAAAAUUGUUUUCAUGCAAACUCCUUUCAUCCAUUAUCUUUUUCAAUCACUUCUGGUUAAUAACUUUUGAUCUCAAACACGUUUUUGCCAGAUAUCAUGUUUUUUUUCGAAAUUUUUCGCAUUACUCUUGAUCUCUCAAUAUUUAUUUUAAUGUAUGAAUGAAUAACCAGUUGCAGUGUUUUUUUGUAAUAAAUUGUAUUUUUCAUUUAAUUUCAUAGUAUUUGUCAUUAAAAAAAAUUGCUUACAAUGUUCAAAAAAAUAAAAAAAAUGAACAAUU
This is a messenger RNA of Caenorhabditis elegans, 1282 nucleotides long. RefSeq names its product G_PROTEIN_RECEP_F1_2 domain-containing protein (gene F55D10.4). The coding region runs from base 14 to 937 and encodes 307 amino acids. Gene Ontology annotation, biological process: G protein-coupled adenosine receptor signaling pathway. The record is from RefSeq and is marked reviewed. NCBI's taxonomy places the organism in Eukaryota, Metazoa, Nematoda, Chromadorea, Rhabditida, Rhabditidae. The transcript is spliced from 6 exons. Gene Ontology annotation, cellular component: plasma membrane.